AUGGAUCUCGAAAUGUUUUAUCAUAUUUUUGAUAAAAAAUUCAUUUUUUCAAUUCAAGGAAACUUUACGUAAAAAAAUAAUUCUAAAUAGUCAACCUAAUGCUGGUUGGAUUCUUAGACUGUUUUCACUUACAUCUGGUUACUGCCCUGCUAAUUGUAUUCUGUGUAAUUAAAGAUUUAAAUGCCAAACUUGUGCAAAUGGCUUCUUCAAACUUGCAGAUGCCACUUGUUAAUGGGGUUGUCCCUAAGAGAGAAUAAAUAAUGGAUAUAAUUGUAUUUAAUAUGACUAAGUUACUAAAUGUAAUUUAAAAUGUCUAUUUAUUUUAGAUUCUAAAUUUUUGAUUAGAGAGUUUUAUGAUUUGACAGUAAAAGAUACUUUGAACGCAACUUUUAUUUUAGAAUCAAGUUCUACAAUUGAUUUUUAAAAAGGAUCAGAUAUUUUCUGGUCUUAUCUUACUAAUAAAAUUAUAUUUGGAGGAAAAUUUGUAUGGGCCUAAUCAAGAUUUUCUUAAAUAUAUACUUUAGAUCCACAUCAUUCAUUGACAAUUUAUUUUUAAGUAAUUUUUGGUCCUAAUUUUCCAAAUUCAAUUAGUAAUUAUUUGUCUUAUGAAAUAAACAAUGGUACAAUAAAUAAAAUAACUAAAACAUCAUCAUUAAAUAUUGUUGAAUAAAUCUUAACAUAUAAUCCAACUUUAACAAUUGCAAUAUAAUGUUAUGGGAUUAAUGUUAUAGAUUCUUAUUGUGGAAUAUCAAAUUAUUAUAUUGUUGUUCAUUAUUGUAAACCAUAUUGUUAUAGAUGUUCAAAUGAAUUAACUUGUGAUCAAUGGAUGCCUUAUGAUCCAAAUAUUAUAAAAGUUGAAUAAUCUUAAUGUUAAUCAAAUUAAUUUUUAGAUGAAACAACUUCAACUUGUGAAUAUUGUCCAAAUGAGUGUUUAACAUGUUUUAAUGAAUAUGAAUGUUUAACAUGCAAAUCUAAUUAUAAAUUAGUUAUUACAACUUGUAUUUUAGAUUGUUAACUUAACUAAUAUUAUGAUGGUGUUAAUUGUUUAGAUUGCAAUUAUAGUUGUAGAUAAUGUUAAUCAAUUAAUUACUGUAUUCACUGUGAAUCUACUUCUUUAAGAUAUUUAUAAGAUGGAUAAUGUUUAUGUUAUGAUGGUUAUUAUGACUAAAUUAAUAUCUAAUAAUGUCAACCUUGUGAUAAAUUAUGUGCAAAAUGCAAUGGACCUACUAAUAAAAAUUGUUAAUCAUGUAUUAUUUUAAAUAAUUUAAUAAAAACUGGAAAUACUUGUGAAUGUAGUAUUGGAUAUUAUUUUGAUGAAUUUAAAUUAAAAUGUCUAAAAUGUUCAGAUAAAUGUGAAACAUGUUUUAAUUUUUCAAAUACAUCAUGUUUAUCUUGUUAUUCAAUUUAAUUUAGAAUAAUAGAUGGAUUGAAUUGUAAAUGCUAAAAUGGAUAUUAUGAUGAUAAUUCUGAUAUUUGUAUAUAAUGUCCAUUUUUGGAAGAUUCAUUAUUAUAAUAAUGUUAUAAGAUUUGUGGAGAUAAUUCAAUAAUAUGGUUUAAUUCAAAUUGUCCAUUUGUUAUUUGUGGAAAUGGAUAUAAUAAUGUAAAUAAUCAAUGUUUACCAAUAUGUGGUGAUUUAAUAAUUGUAGCAGAAGAAGAUUGUGAUGAUGGUAAUUCUAUUUAAUUUGAUGGAUGUCAUAAUUGUAGAUUUUAAUGUCCUGCUUAAUGUACAACUUGUAAUUCUAUAACAUAAUUUCCAUGUUCUGAUGUUUGUGGAGAUGGAAUUGUAAGUGGAUUAGAAGAAUGUGAUGAUUCUCAUCCAAUUUAAUUAGAUUCAUGUUAUUAAUGUAAAUUUUAAUGUUAACCAUAAUGUACAAGAUGUAACAGAGGAGUUUGCUAAAAUUGUCUAAAUUUUGGUUGGGUAUUAGAACCUUAUACUAGGCGAUGUAUUGAAACUUGUGGAGACAGUUAUUAAGUUGGAAAUGAACAAUGCGAAGAAAUGAACACUCGUAUGCUUGAUGGAUGCUAUAAUUGUUAAUAAUCAUGUUAAAAGUCAUGCUUAACAUGUACAAUUAAUGGCUGCAAUCAAUGUGAAGUUGGUUAUUAACUUAUCAAUCGAUAUUGUAGGAAUAUUUGUGGAGAUUCUCUAGUUGUUGAUGGAGAAGAUUGUGAUGAUGGCAAUUUAUAUCCAUUUGAUACUUGUCAUUAAUGUGUUUAUUAAUGUUAAAGCGAAUGUUUGAAUUGUCAAUAGGGGAGUUGUUUAUUUUGCAUUGAUGGAUUUAUAGCAUUUGAUGGUGAAUGUGUAGAAAUUUAAAAAAUCCCAAUUAUUCCCUCUAAUGAAUAUUAUUAACAUGAUCUUAUUGAAUUUUGCAAAAUAAAAGUUAAUGGGAUCUGCUAUGAAUGUCAAAAAAAUUAUAAAUUAAAUAAUCUUUAUAAUACUUGUGAAUUAGAGGAGAGAAAAGAGAUUAUUAAAAUUGAAAGUUUUGAGGUUUUACCUUAAUUUAUUUAAUAUUGUUAAUUUUAGUUAAAUAAUUUGUGCAUUAUUUGUUAUAAAAAUUUUGGACUAGAUAUUUUUACUAACUUGUGCGAACCUAUAUGUGGAGAUGGAAUUCUCACAGGAAUAGAAGAGUGCGAAGAUAACAAUCAUUAAAUUCUUGAUGGAUGUUAUGAAUGUAUGCACUAAUGUAAUGAAUACUGUGAGAUCUGUGAAUUUGGAAAAUGCAUCCUAUGUCAUUUAAAUACUAUUUAUGUUCCAGCCAUUUUUUAAUGUGAAAUAUUAUAAUAAUGCACAUAACCUGGAAGUUAUUACAAUGAAGAGAUUAAUAAAUGCUACAGUAUUUGUGGUGAUGGUUUUAUAUAUUAAAAAGAAUAGUGUGAUGAUGGCAACGAUAUUAAAUUUGAUGGAUGUCAUAAUUGUUAAUAUUCUUGUGCACCUGGUUAUACAGUUAUAAAUGGAGAAUGUAUUAAAGAACAAAUAGAUUGUAAAGAAGGAUUGUAUUACUCUUUUACUAGUUUAUCUUGUAAACCAUAGUGUGGAGAUGGAGUAGUGAUUUAGCCAUAUGAAGAAUGCGAUGAUGGCAAUGAAGUUAUAAAUGAUGAAUGUCAUUCGUGCAAAUUAUAAUGCAGUAUUCAUUGUCAAGAAUGUUCAAUUUAAAAUUUGUGUCUUAAAUGUAAGGAAGGUUAUGAAUUAAUUGAUUUUAAGUGUGAAAACUUAAAUAAUUCAUUGUGCUACACAAAUAAUUGUAAACUUUGCGAGAAUUAUGAAUGUUUUACUUGCAUUAAUGGAUAUUAUCUAUAUGAUAAUGAAUGCAUUCCUGAAUGUGGGGAUGGUAUUCUAGCUAAUUUAGAAGAAUGUGAUGACGGUAAUCUAAUAAAUGGGGAUGGUUGUGAUGAUAAUUGCAUUAUAUCUGAAAAUGCUUUAUGUAGAAAUAAUGAAUGUGCUGUUCUUAGAUAUCCGUAACCUAUUUUAGAAUUUGAUAAAGAAAUUCUAGGUGUUUAAUAUGUCAAUCUUAGAUAUAGUUCAAAAAUGAGAUUAUUAGAUGGAGUAACUUAAAAGGAAUAUUUAGAUAAUUUAUUUUUUGAAAUAUAAGAUUAACCUGAAAUAGCAUUAUUUUAAAUUAUUGUUAAAUAAAAAAUUACGAUGCAACUUUAGUUUAUUGAUAUUUAAGUAUCAGUAAAAUUUUUAGAAUUUGUAAAAAAUCCAUUUAUUUAAUUAAAAUUCUUAGAAAAAAAUAAUUUGGUGGAUGAAUACGGAGCUGGUAUUUUAGAAGACUCAAUAAAAAUUAAACUUAGAUCAUCAAAUGUUUUAGAUAUUCAAUCAUAAAAAAUUUCUGAUUCUUUGACAGGAAUUAAUGAUUACAUGAUGAAAUUUUUAAUUAUACUUAUGAUCAUAGCAACUAUUUCAGGAUAAAGUGAAAUUAUUUCCAAUUUGUUGGAUAUCAUUUAAUAGCUCUAUUAUUUAAAAUACAUUAAUUCUAGAAUUGGUGUUAAUCUUGAAAAAUUCUUUGACAUAUUUGCAAUUAUUUAGUUAAACGAUAUAUUUGAUCUUUUGAAUGAUCAAACAAAUCUUUUCUCUUUUUAUCAUUCUGAACCAAUUUUUGAAACAGAUGAUAGGAAUGCAAAUUAUCUAGUUAAUAUUGUUUCAUUAUUACAAGUUUAUUUUAAUUAUAUCUCUCACUCUUUUUGUUAAAAGUUGUCACUUCUUGUCUACUAAAAAAAUUGUCGUAAUUGAAGGUUAUUAGUGAAAGAAAGAUAAUCUUACUUUUUGUAAGAGAAUUACAGAUCUUUUGUUUUAGAAUAUAAAAAAAAAGAAUAACUGAAUCAAUUAAAGAUAUAUUCUUUGCUCUGAUUUAUGAAUUUGGUAUCAAUACAUUCUUAGCCUUGAAAUACUAAAGAUCCGAUUUUGAGGGCCAAUUAGGAGUUUCACUUGCUAUAACAAUAUUUUAUGUAGUUAUUAUGAUUCUUCUAAUCAAAUAAACUCAUUUUAAUAUUCCAAUAAUAAAGAAAAUUUAGUUGUCAUAAUUAGAAAGUAACAAUUUCACUUAUCAAUGCACUCAAAAAAUAUUAUUUGUCCUAUUUCUAAUUUUUUUCUUUGAAAGCUCAGAAAUUCAAAUUUUACUAUCAAUGAUGAAUCAAUUCUAAUUUACUUAUUUUAUUUAUCGACAAAAAUAUAAAAUGAUAACUCUUGAUUUUAUUAAGAUGAUCAUCUCAAAUUCAGUAUUAUUAUUAAUUUUUGUAAUGUACUUAGUUAACGAUUUUUAUCAAGAUGAGAUAGAGAAUUUAAUGAUCAUAGGAUGGAUUAUAAUAAGUUUUAUGAGUACUAUAAUUUUUAUAACAUUUUUGGUUGAUUUAAUAAAAGUGCUGCAUCCUAUCUGGUAAAGGUGUUAAAUCAAAUUUUAAACUCAAAAACAAAACGAAAAUUUUUAUAUAGUCGAAAACCCUUAAAUUAUUGAAUAGAGAUUUAAGAUUUGA
Molecule: messenger RNA, 4968 nt
Organism: Paramecium sonneborni
Lineage: Eukaryota; Ciliophora; Oligohymenophorea; Peniculida; Parameciidae
Source: the annotation of a GenBank genome assembly